This is a messenger RNA of Coturnix japonica (Japanese quail), 494 nucleotides long. Lineage: Eukaryota; Metazoa; Chordata; Aves; Galliformes; Phasianidae. The record is from RefSeq and is a predicted model, not a curated record.
GGGUGACCACGAGGAGUUCAACCAGUGCCAGACGCAGCUGAAGUCUCUCUAUGCCGAGAACCUUCCUGGCAACGUGGGGGAGUUCACGGCCUAUCGGGUGCUGUACUACAUGUUCACCAAGAACUCGGGGGACCUGACGACGGAGCUGGCGUUCCUGACGCCAUCGUUACGCUCUGACCCCGCCGUGUCUCACGCUCUGUCCCUUCGCGCCGCGUGGGCUCUCAAUAAUUUCCAUCGGUUUUUCCGUCUCUAUCGUUCCGCCCCCCCCGUGGCCGCGCGACUCAUCGACAAGUUUGUGGAGCGGGAGCGUCGCGCUGCCCUCAAAGCCAUGAUCAAAACUUUCCGCCCGGCGCUGCCCACCUCCUUCGUCGGGGCAGAGCUGGCGUUGGACGCUGAGAGCUGCGCGCAGUUCCUGGCCGCGCUGCCGCUCUCCUACUGCGGCCCCGACAGCAUUGACUGCAAACAGAGCCUGGGGGUCCUGCCCCACUUCUGAC